Aspergillus nomiae NRRL 13137 is the source of this 555-nucleotide messenger RNA. RefSeq names its product 50S ribosomal protein L36. Gene Ontology annotation, cellular component: ribosome. Bases 1 to 333 code for a protein of 110 amino acids. Lineage: Eukaryota; Fungi; Ascomycota; Eurotiomycetes; Eurotiales; Aspergillaceae. Gene Ontology annotation, molecular function: structural constituent of ribosome. The record is from RefSeq and is a predicted model, not a curated record. The transcript has 3 exons. Gene Ontology annotation, biological process: translation.
AUGGUGUCCUUCCGCUCCCUCAUCGCGCCCUCGACCGGUCUCUUCCGCCAGUUUCUCCGCAAGCCUCUGGCCGGUGGUUUCCUUGCACGGUCAUUCUCGCAAUUAACGACCUUGUCUCUUACCAAUGGUCUUCGGGCUUUGCGCUCCGGAAAGCAGCAGGCUGGCAAUGUUAGCGUCGCGUCGACGGUCAAACAGUUGGAUCAGGUUCGGGGAAUGAAGACCCGCUCGUCGGUGAAGCGGCUGUGCGAUGGUUGCAAGCCCGUUCGGAGAAAGAACAGAGUCUAUAUCAUCUGCUCGAAAAACCCUAAGCACAAGCAGCGUCAAGGAAAAUAAACGCAAAUCGGGAGAAGUGUACGACCAUUUCAAUCUACUGCAUUCAUGUUCGAUGGAUAUCGGAAGAAGCUGAAAACGACGUCCUUACGACAUGAUGUGACAGCUCUUGAUACCGGAGGCAGAGAUACUUUUUGUGCAUAUACUGGAUAUACGGUUUCUUUUAUUUGAUUGGGAUAUGGGCGCUUGUAUUGUUUGCAUGUAUAUUAGAGCUAAGCAUUUCUU